GUUAAUUAUAAAAACAAAGAGGGGUGGGAUCUCACUGAAGGCCCUGAACCCCAUACUCUCCGUUCUUCUCCUGCGACUCCGAGAGCCACACCGUCGGCAUUAGACGACGCCGGCAAGACCCACUGGUUGCGAGGAACGGCGUCGUUCUUGCUAUUUGGAAUUGGAACUCCAUUUGCUUUCUCUUCGCAGAUUUAUUUUUACAAAGAAGAGCAAACGUGAAACGAAACGAAGCUGAACACGGGCUCUAAUUCUAUCCAUUUUCUUCUCUGCCUGUUACUUUCUUCUCCAGCGUCCUAUUGUCGGAAUCUACGGUAUCAACUUCGCAAGUUUGAAAUUUACCCAAAGAAUCGAAGAUAAAUCCCCAGGUUGUUGUCGGUAUUUGCAAGAAAAUCUCAUAGAAUUAUCGGCCAAGAAAUUUUCAUAUGACAUUGUCGGCACCCUGAGUGCUUGUUGAUUUUCCUUCUUUCGUGGUUCUUCGUGCCAAGCAGAGGCUUCUAUUGAGGUUUUAUUACAGUGGUUUUGUGACUUCGUCAAAAAAUGAGUGCCUCAGAUAGCGGUUCUCAAGAUGGGAGGGAUGAAGAUGACGAGGAAGAAUAUGAGGAGGCUGGCGGGGGUAAUCGGUUGUUGGGAUUUAUGUUCGGCAAUGUUGAUAACUCUGGUGAUCUCGAUGUUGAUUAUCUUGAUGAGGAUGCAAAGGAGCAUCUUGCUGCGUUGGCUGACAAGCUUGGCCCAUCUUUAACAGAUAUAGAUUUGUCAGUAAAAUCACCACAGACAUCAACUGAUAUUGUAGACCAAGAUUAUGAUGAGAAAGCUGAAGAUGCAAUUGAUUAUGAAGACAUUGAGGAGCAAUAUGAGGGACCAGAGAUUCAAGCUGCUAGUGAGGAGGACUAUCUAUUGCCCAAAAAGGAAUACCUUUCUGCUGAUGUUUCUUUAUCUGCAUUGAAGCCCACAGCUUCUGUGUUCGAUGAUGAAAAUUAUGAUGAGGAAAUUGAACAGGAACAUGAUGUGGUUGAUAACGAUUUUGAUGUUCACAUGGUGCCUUUAUCUAGUGAACAAGGUAAGUCUCCUGUGGUGGUUUCUACAGGAGAAAAAUCUAUAGAUGAUGAUGAGCAGAUUGGCAGCCAGGAAACUGAAAGUUCCACUGAUGAUGCAGAAGGGUUUCAGACUCAUGACUACCUUAUUUCUGUGAUGAGAUCAAAACAGGAAGUGGUAAAUGAUAAAGGUUCCACGCCACUGCCGGUUUUAUGUAUAGAAGAUGGAAUGGUGAUCUUACGAUUCUCUGAAAUCUUUGGCAUUCAUGAGCCCAUUAAGAAGAGAGAGAAAAGAGACCGCAGAUAUUCUGUUCCCAAAGAUAAGUAUAAAUCUAUGAAUUUGUCUGAUAUCGUUGAAGAAGAUGAAGAGGCAUUUUUGAAAGAUGCUGGUAAAGGUUUAUCAUCUUUGAAACAGACAGAUCUAUAUGACAUUUCUAUAUGUAAUGAUGAUGAGUUGGAAUAUACAAAAUUUGGUGCAAUGCAAAGGGCUUCCCCCAUGGCUUCACACAAUGAUGAGCAAAGAAACGACACUUGUCUCAUUGCAGAGCGAAUGAAUAAAGAUUUAACUGUUUGUCCUAUUGGAGGGCAGUCAUCACUAUGUCCUGAACUUUAUCUGCUUGACCAACAAGAUUGGGAAGGUGGAAUUGUCUGGGAUAGUUCUCCUGUAGUAAAUGACAAUUCUGUCGAGAGUUGUGAAAUUUCAGGACCUGAUUUGGAAGCUUCUGUGGAUAGUGAAACUGAACUUGAGUCUGGGCCACGAAAUCUUCGGUUAAGGCCACAGGUGGAAACUGAUGAGAAGAAUCAUGAUGGUCUCCUGCAUAGCUCCUCAGUUCUUUUGGAGCCAUUUGGCUCAAGGACAGGAUCUUCAAAUCUCCCAUUCCCUGAAAAGAGAUACCAUCCCCAACUUUUACGGUUGUUAUCCCGUCAAGAAAUAGAUGACUCUAAUGACAUGGAUGGCAAAAUUGAAAAAGCUUCUGAUAAACAGCUUCGCCUAAACAAUGUUGUAAGGGAUUUUAUCAAAGUUACAUCCCAAAACAGAGACAUGCUAGAAGGAUCAUGGUCAGACAGAAUAAAGUGGGAGGCAGAUACACCUGUCAGAAAGCCCAAACUUAUUUUUGAUCUUCAAGAUGAGCAGAUGCUAUUUGAAGUUAUGGAUGACGAGGAUGGUAAACAUGUCACGCUUCAUGCAGGGGCCAUGAUCAUGACUCGGCCUGAAAAGGCGAGCAAUGGGGAAUCUCUCGAACUGCCUGGUCAUGGAGGUCAAUCUGGUUGGAGGCAUGUUUCGAAUGACAAAAACUAUUCAAACAGGAAAACUUCUCAGCAGAUGAAAUCGAAUUCUAAAAAACGCACAACUCAAGCAAUCAAAAUUUAUCACUCACAGCCUGCACUUACACUGCAGACAAUGAAAUUGAAGUUGAGCAAUAAGGAUGUAGCUAAUUUUCAUCGGCCAAAAGCCUUGUGGUAUCCCCAUGACAACGAAGUGGCUGUCAAAGAGCAAGGGAAGCUGCCUACUCUAGGACCAAUGAAAAUUAUUAUAAAGAGCUUGGGUGGUAAAGGAAGUAAGCUUCAUGUGGAUGCUGAGGAAACUAUAUCUUCAGUUAAAGCAAAAGCUUCUAAAAAGCUAGAUUUCAAGUCUUCAGAAACAGUGAAAAUGUUUUACUUAGGGAAAGAACUUGAGGAUCAUAAAUCUCUUGCUGCCCAAAAUGUUCAACCAAACUCUUUGCUUCAUCUUGUUCGUACAAAAAUUCAUUUGCUACCAAGGGCACAAAAGCUUCCUGGUGAAAAUAAAUCUGUUCGACCUCCUGGAGCAUUUAAGAAGAAAUCUGAUCUUUCUGUUAAAGAUGGUCAUGUCUUUCUAAUGGAGUAUUGUGAGGAAAGACCUUUACUUUUGAGCAACAUUGGGAUGGGUGCAAAGCUCUGUAAUUAUUAUCAAAAAUCUGCCCCGGAUGAUCAAACCGUCGCUAUGUUGCGCAGCGCCAACAACAACAUGGGACAUAUCAUUUCUCUAAAUCCUGCUGAUAAAUCACCUUUCCUAGCUGAUAUAAAAGCUGGUUGCAGUCAGUUGGCUAUUGAAACGAACAUGUACAGAGCACCCAUAUUCUCCCAUAAGGUGCCCUUGACUGAUUAUUUGUUAGUUCGUUCGGCAAAGGGAAAACUUUCAAUAAGACGCAUUGACAGGCUUGAUGUUGUCGGGCAACAGGAACCUCUCAUGGAGGUAAUGUCUCCUGGCACUAAGAAUCUUCAAAAUUAUAUGAUGAACAGGCUCAUAGUCUACAUGUGCCGCGAGUUUCGUGCCGCUGAAAAGCGUCAAUUACUUCCUUGUGUACGUGCUGAUGCAUUACCAUCACAAUUUCCCUACCUAUCUGAAGCGUUUCUUCGGAAGAAGCUGAGGGAAUUUGCAAAUUUGCAGAGGAGCUCAAAUGGACAGUGGAUUUGGGUUAAGAAACGCAAUUUUCGUAUUUUCUCAGAGGAUGAGUUGAGAAAUAUGGUGAAACCUGAGGAGGUAUGUGCAUAUGAAAGUAUGCAAGCUGGCUUAUAUCGACUCAAACAUUUAGGAAUUACUGAGUUCCAUCCCUCAGCCAUAUCUUCUGCAAUGAGUCGUCUUCCUGAUGAAGCCAUAACCCUCGCUGCGGCAUCACAUAUUGAGAGGGAACUGCAGAUUACUCCAUGGAACUUGAGUAGCAACUUUGUUUCCUGUACACAGGGAAAAGAGAAUAUUGAACGUUUGGAAAUUACUGGUGUUGGUGAUCCAUCUGGUCGGGGCCUAGGUUUUAGCUAUGUCCGUGCUACUGCAAAAGCACCAGUGUCAAGUGCAACAAUGAAAAAAAAAUCAGCUGCUAGUCGAGGAGGUUCUACUGUUACUGGAACGGAUGCUGAUUUACGUAGAUUGAGCAUGGAGGCUGCAAGAGAGGUUCUCCUGAAAUUCGAUGUUCCCGAUGAACUGAUUGCAAAACAGACUAGAUGGCAUAGAAUUGCUAUGAUACGCAAGCUUUCAAGUGAACAAGCUGCAGCAGGUGUCAAAGUUGAUCCAACCACUAUCAGCAAAUAUGCACGUGGCCAGCGCAUGUCUUUUCUUCAGUUGCAGCAGCAGACCAGAGAGAAGUGUCAGGAAAUUUGGGAUCGGCAAAUUCAGAGUCUUUCAGUUUUUGAUGGCGAUGAAAAUGAGAGUGACUCUGAAGAAAAUAAUAGUGAUCUGGAUUCCUUUGCGGGAGAUUUAGAGAAUCUGCUUGAUGCAGAGGAAUGUGAAGAAGGGGUAGAGGGUAACCUCGAGUCCAAGAAUGAUAAAACAGAUGGUGGUAAGGGCCUUAAAAUGAGAAGGCGUCCAUCCUCAGUUCAGGCUGAAGAGGAAAUUGAAGAUGAAGCAGCAGAAGCAGCUGAUUUAUGCAGGUUGCUUAUGGAUGAUGAUGAAACUGAAAGGAAGAGGAAGAAGAAGUCAAGAGUUAUGAUGGGAGAGGAAGCUGGAUUAGGUCCAGGCUCACGAACACCUUUUGGUUUUGAGAAUGCAGAUCGUGUCAAGCAAAUUAUAAGUUCAGUUCAAACUGAUGGGUCCUAUAUUACAAAAGAGAAUGCGAUUGGGGACUUGAAGGUGGAGAAUCUUCUCAAGAAGAACAAGUCUGGAAAAGCGAAAACAACGAAAAAAAAUGAUAUUGCACCUAUGGAUUUGAUGAAUAAGAAACUCAAAAUAGCUGGAGAUGGAGUCAAGAUGUUUAAAGAGAAGAAAUCAGCAAGAGAGAGUUUUGUCUGUGGGGCAUGUGGUCAGCUUGGACAUAUGAGGACAAACAAGAACUGCCCCAAGUAUGGGGAAGAUCUUGAAGCAAACCUUGAAACCCCUGAUACAGAGAAAGGAUCUGGAAAAUCAACUUCUUUGAACCCUUCUGGUCAGUCCCAGCCAAAAGCUCCAGCGAAGAAGUUCAUACCUAAAAGUGCAACCAAAAUAGCACUAGUUGAAGCUUCUGAGAGUGAAAAUAAUGGUCCGAGCUCCAAAGUUCUUCCAGUGAAGUUCAAAUGUGGCCCAACUGACAAGCUUCCUGAUAAAAUUUCCCUCGGAGGGGCACAAAGUUCCGAUAGACCGGUCACAUCUGAUCCUGAAACCGGAAAGUCCUCCAUUAAGGUUAACAAAAUAAUUAUUUCAAAUAAAAUGAAACCCGAAGAUGUACAAGUUGAAUCUCUCAAGGCCCCUAUUCUGAUUAGGCCCCCAUCAGAGACAGAUAAAACCCAACUUGAAUCACAAAGGCCCACUAUUGUUAUUCGGCCUCCGGCAAAUACAGAUAGAGACCAGGUGGAAUCUCAUAGGUCCUCUACUGUCAUACGGCCACCUACUGAAACGGAAAGAGAGCAACCUCAUAAGAAAAUCAUAAUUAAGCGGCCAAAAGAAAUUAUUGAUACAGAUCAGAUCAGUCAGGAUGGAGGCACCGAACUCGAGCAUAGGAAGACUAAAAGGAUAGUUGAAUUGUCGAGUUUUGAAAAGCAUAGAAAGCAGGAGAAUGUGUAUUUUGCUGAGCAGGCAGCUAAGAAGAAAGCUAAAGAUGAUAGGAGACGGUGGGAGGAGCAAGAGAAGUGGAAAAGUGAAGAGAGAAAGAGAGAAGAGAGGGCAAGGAAGCGUCAUGAAGAGGAAAUGCGGAUGUUUGAAGAGAAAGAAAGAUUAGCAGAGCUCAGAAGAUAUGAAGCUUCAAUUAGAAGAGAGAGGGAAGAAGAAGAACGCCAAAGGGAAAAGAAGAAGAAAAAGAAGAAAAGGCCUGAGAUACGAGAUGAGUAUAUGGAGGACCCUAGAGCAAGAAGAUCUGAAAAAAGAGUGGCAGAAAGGGAUCGAAGUGCAAAAAGAAGACCUGUUGUUGAGUUGGGAAGGGUAGGUGCUGACUAUGGCCCAACAGCAAAGCGUCGUAGAGGAGGAGAGGUUGGUUUGUCUAACAUCUUGGAGGGCAUUGUAGAGACCCUAAAAGAUCGAUAUGAAGUAUCAUAUCUUUUCUUAAAACCGGUGUCCAAAAAAGAAGCACCUGAUUACCUGGACAUCAUAGAACGACCAAUGGAUCUGUCCACCAUCAGAGAGAAGGUGAGGAAAAUGGAAUACAAAAGCCGGGAACAAUUCAGGCAUGAUGUGUGGCAGAUCACCUAUAACGCCCACAAAUAUAAUGAUGGACGUAACCCAUGUAUACCUCCCCUUGCAGAUCAACUUUUGGAGCUUUGCGACUAUAUGUUAAAUGAGAAUGAUGAGAAUUUGACGGAAGCAGAAGCAGGCAUUGAAUCUAGAGAUAUUUGAGAAAUUUUGAGUGUUAAUAUGACAUCUAUUAUUUCGUAGAAUGCCCCAAUAUUUAACUUGUUUUACUAGCAGCGUGAGGUUUUGAUUGCUUUUUAUGUAAAAAUCAUGCAAAAGCCGAGUCCAACUAACAAUUUAUGUAAAGAAUGUUGCAAUAUUCCUUAUUUGUAUAUUUGUAAAUACUGUGAGUUCUUUGAUGACUGGCUCCAAAGUUGUAUUAAUAGAAAACCAUCAAUAUAUAUAUAUAUAUAUAUAUGAUGAAAGGAUUAUAUCAUUUA
Molecule: messenger RNA, 6563 nt
Organism: Ziziphus jujuba (common jujube)
Lineage: Eukaryota; Viridiplantae; Streptophyta; Magnoliopsida; Rosales; Rhamnaceae
Product: transcription initiation factor TFIID subunit 1
Exons: 22
Coding region: 538-6288 (1916 amino acids)
Biological process (GO): RNA polymerase II preinitiation complex assembly; transcription by RNA polymerase II
Cellular component (GO): transcription factor TFIID complex
Molecular function (GO): TBP-class protein binding; RNA polymerase II general transcription initiation factor binding; RNA polymerase II general transcription initiation factor activity
Source: RefSeq, a predicted model, not a curated record